Molecule: messenger RNA, 2662 nt
Organism: Mirounga angustirostris (Northern elephant seal)
Lineage: Eukaryota; Metazoa; Chordata; Mammalia; Carnivora; Phocidae
Gene: TPD52L2
Product: TPD52 like 2
Exons: 7
Coding region: 144-680 (178 amino acids)
Biological process (GO): carbohydrate metabolic process
Cellular component (GO): cytoplasm
Source: RefSeq, a predicted model, not a curated record
UGAUUACGUAAUGCCGCGGUGGCUGAGGCGGUUCCGCUGGCCGGUGUGUACGCGGCGGGCGAGUCCAGGUGCGGCCCGCUCGGCUUCUCCGGCGCCCCAGACCCCGGCCGCGACCCCCGCUGCGGCCCGGCCGCCGCCCGAACAUGGACUCCGCCGGCCAAGAUAUCAACCUGAAUUCUCCUAACAAAGGUCUGCUGUCCGACUCCCUGACAGAUGUCCCUGUCGACACAGCAUUGGCUGCCCAGACUCCUGCUGUUGAGGGUCUGACCGAGGCUGAGGAGGAGGAGCUUAAGGCUGAGCUUGCAAAGGUGGAAGAGGAAAUUGUCACUCUGCGCCAGGUCCUGGCAGCCAAGGAGAGGCACUGUGCUGAGCUGAAGAGGAAGCUGGGCCUCUCUGCCUUGGAGGGCCUGAAGCAGAACCUGUCUAAGAGCUGGCAUGACGUGCAGGUCUCUAACGCCUAUAUGAAAACUUCUGAGAAACUUGGAGAGUGGAAUGAGAAAGUGACCCAGUCAGACCUCUACAAGAAGACUCAAGAAACUCUCUCUCAGGCGGGACAGAAGACGUCGGCUGCCCUGUCCACCAUGGGCUCCGCCAUUAGCAGAAAGCUCGGGGAUAUGAGGAAUUCUGCGACCUUCAAGUCGUUUGAAGACCGAGUUGGGACCAUAAAGUUUCCCCAGUGAUCACGUUUUGCAGUAGGACAGCCAGGAUAGGACAUUGAUACGGUCAAGGUGGAGAGCGGUUUCAUCCCCACAACGGUCCUUCCUGGUGCUCACCUUCCUCCAGCCCUACCCCCACCAUCACUCAUCUGUUCUCCGUUUCAAUGACUUGUCAUUGCAAGAAUGUCCUAGGAUUGGAACCGUGUAGCGUGGAGCCUUGGAAGAUUUGUUCUUACACUGCGUAAAUCCCUGGAGAUACUGCCAGCCAGCCUGUUGCCUGUGUUGGUGAUUUGUUCUCUUUAUUGCUGAUCGGUGUUGACGUGGCAUAGACUCCAUAGAGAGCUGGACAGCUGGGGUUCCCGGCACAGGCCUAGGACCUGCCAGCAUUGUGUGCUCUGUCUCAGGUUUUACUAUCUUUUUUUUCUCGUUUUUUUUCCCCCAUCUGUAGUCUAAGGUUGUAGGUGGCAGAGAGAAUGGCAGUGAGAACCUUCCCUCCCCAACCGGGAGUGGCACCAAGCCCCUGCCCGAUCACACGCCUUUCUAAGCCUGUCGCAGCUUUGCCCGGCCACGGAACAAGUGCAAGCACGUCCUCAUCGGCUUGACUGCGACUCUGCAGCGCCGCGGCCCGCCAGGCCGCGGGCGGGCGCACGGAGCUGGCUUUGAGGAUAGUCGUGCCACUCACAUGUAGCCGUGGCCGCUGUGUUCGCAUGAGCUUUACAGAACAUGGUCUUGCACGCAGAUGCUUUACACUGAAGUUGUAAACUGUCCUCCCUGGGGUGCGGGGAGUGGACAGGACAGUGGGCCCUUUGGCAGUCUUGUUAGCUCAUGAGAACGUGGAAGGAACGGAGAGUGAUAAGCAUAAAAUAAAUGGUAUUUCCUCAACCUCUCCUUUUGUAAGUUAGAGGAGGAAUCUGCGGAAGGAAGAUUCAUCCAGAAAGCCCUACCGGAUCUUCAGUUUUUAUUUCAAACGCUAAAUGAGAAAACUGUCCAUUUUCUGAAACCCUCCAGAAAAGAAACUGGUUAUCAGCAGCCGCCUAAUUGUUACACUAACGAUCUAGCUUUAACAAAAGCAAAUUCUUUAUUUUUUAAAUGCAGUGAAUUUUUCAAAAAUUAAAGCUAAGCAGAGCAGCUUUAGCCUCAGUUAGAAAACAUUAUUUCUUUGGACUCAAGCUGAAAUACAAGCCUUACAUCACCUUAUGCUUUAUUUGUUUAUGAUGUUUUUAUAUAUAAAAAUAAGGGUUCUUUAGUGGGUUUUGAGCACCAUGUAGACUCCUGCAUCUAGCCCAAAGGGCAGCAUGCCUGGACCGUUGGUGUGUUUUAUUUCACUGAUGCACAUCAUCCCAGUGUAUGAAGCUUGCCUCUUUCUCCUCUCAUGGACCGGGGCAGCUCCUGCUGGUCAGAGGGCUCCUGGGCCUCUGGGGGUGGGGGCAGGGGGCCAGGAGAAAGAAAAGCCGGCACCCUCCACGGAUGGCUGAUGCAUGACUGGCCCUCGGCUCCAACCUGCCCAUUUGCUGCACGCUGGGGACGAGUGAGAAGCAGGUGGCCCUGCAUAGGGUCGGCUGGAACUCUGCUGUCGCCUCUUCUCAGGAGCUGCAAAGAUCUUAUUCCCGUUGUGAAGCUGCCACAGCCCAGCAGCCUUGCAGUCAGGACCCCACGCGUGGGGUGUGUCUGGAGGGGCAGCUUUCCGUGCCUUACUGGCUCCCAGCAGGCAGAGACCGCUCCUGCAUAUGCACCUGUGCACUCCCGGGUGGGGGGGCAUGCGCUCAAAGUCCACUCUGGGAAGCUGAGUGUCUGCUCGUCCCUUCAGACGCCCUGGGUGGACUGCGGUCACCCCUGCUGACGCCAUGGGAACAACAGCAUUUGGUCUUUUUUCUUCAGGGUUAGAAUCACGGAUGGGGUGUAGUGAGAAAGCAGGAUGCAACUGUAGUAACGGAUUUAUCUUGUCCAAAAAGUGGAUAAUGGGAAAUUUGUCAAUAAAGCAUUCCUUUGGGGAAGAACCCAUGUGA